Molecule: messenger RNA, 514 nt
Organism: Coregonus clupeaformis (lake whitefish)
Lineage: Eukaryota; Metazoa; Chordata; Actinopteri; Salmoniformes; Salmonidae
Product: low-density lipoprotein receptor class A domain-containing protein 1-like
Exons: 3
Coding region: 1-444 (147 amino acids)
Molecular function (GO): protein binding
Source: RefSeq, a predicted model, not a curated record
AUGUCCCCUGUGGUAGGCCGUAUCUGCAGGACAGAGGACAAUGUGACAGGCUUCCUGUGUGAUGACAGAGUGACCUGCAUCCCGCCCUCUGACCUCUGUAACGGGGUCGUGACCUGCCCCAAAGGAGCCGAUGAGGACACACACAUGUGCAGUGAUCUCCCCAACAACCUUCCGGGGGGUCUUGUGUUUCGAUGUGGAAACCCUCAGUUCUGGGUCUUUACUGACAAGAAGUGUAACAACUUCAACGACUGUGGGGACUGCUCUGAUGAGAUUGGACCCUAUGCUGGCUGUGCCCCCUGUGGUGUGGACUGGUGGUCCUGCAUACCGGUGGACUUCCAGUACUGUUCCUGUAUCCCUCGCGGUCUAUGCCGUGACGGACGCCAGCACUGCUACGACUGGUCUGACGAGUACACCUGCCCCCAAAAGUUUAACCUGCUAGACUGACUGCCACAUCCAUCCCCCUCCCCUAAUCUCUGAACCAAAUUCGAAGGCGUGUACUCUGGCCAUGUGAACA